CUACCCCAGAGUUACCGACUUGAGCAAAAUAUGAAGCUAGCAUUAUUUUUCAUUAAUCUGCUUAUUAUAAGCAAUGUCUGUUCCAAAAAGUUCAGCCAAUUAACGAAGCCAAAUAUUGUAUUUAUUUUGAUUGAUGACCUCGGAUACAAUGAUGUCGGUUAUCACGGCUCCGAGAUCUACACACCAAACAUCGACAAACUCGCACGGGAAGGUGUGCGCCUGGAGAACUACUACGUGCAGCCUAUCUGCACUCCAACCCGGUCGCAACUGUUGAGUGGAAGGUACCAGAUUCACACUGGCCUUCAGCACAGUUACAUCCGCCCUGCCCAGCCUCUUUGUCUUCCGACCAAUCUCCCAACAUUUGCUGACAAACUACGUGAAGCCGGCUACGCUACCCAUGCUGUCGGCAAGUGGCACCUUGGAUUCUACAAGAAAGAGUGCCUACCAACGCAGAGGGGAUUUGACUCCUAUUUUGGCUAUUUGACAGGAGGUGAAGACUAUUGGACCCACCAUAGGGCUGGUGAUGGCCUCCUACCUAAUAGCAACCACUGGCUUGGAAUGGACCUGUGGGAUAACGAGAAGGUAGCUUGGGAGUAUGUCGGCAACUACUCCGCCUUCGUCUUCACAGAGAAAAUCCAGCAAAUAGUCGCCCAGCAUCCUGUGGAACAGCCUUUCCUGCUAUACCUGCCGUUCCAGUCAGUGCACUCACCCCUCCAGGUUCCUAGCUCAUAUGAAGAGAGAUACAAGAACAUCAAGAAUACAAACAGACGCAUCUAUGCUGGGAUGAUGACCUGUCUCGAUGAAGCCGUCGGAAAGAUUGUGCAUUCUCUUCAGCAGGCAGGGCUAUGGGAUAACACUGUGCUUAUAUUCUCAACUGACAAUGGAGGUGAGGUGGCAGCAGGGGGCAACAACUGGCCCCUCCGAGGCUGGAAGAGAUCCAUUUGGGAGGGAGGCAUGAGAGGUGUAGGCUUUGUCAACAGUCCCUUACUCCCUGCAAGUGUUCAGGGUACAGUCAACAAGCAGCUUAUCCAUGUAAGUGACUGGUUUCCAACUCUAGUCCAGGGUGUUGCAGGAAGCAGCCUUGAUAACAUAACGCUUGAUGGGUUCAACAUGUGGAAAACAAUAAGUUCCAACACUUCAUCUCCUCGGCAAGAGCUUCUUCAUAACAUGGAUCCCUGGCCCAACCAACCUAAGGAAUUCAAUGCUAACAUCUCAGCAGCUAUCAGGGUGGGGCACUGGAAACUCCUCACAGGGGAUCCUGGAGCCAAUAAUGGACAAUGGAUUCCUGUGCCAGAUUCUGGCAUCAUUCCUAUCCACCCACUCAAAAUCAGUGGUAAGGACACAUGGCUUUUCAACAUCACUGCUGACCCGAACGAGUAUCAUGACCUUUCGACCUCUCACCCGGAAGUAGUAGAAGAACUGAUGGCCAAGCUGAAGAAGUACUAUGCGGAUUCUGUUCCUGUGCAAUAUCCGAGUGAGGUCGAGGAAGCUAAUCCUGCUUAUCAUCAGGGUGUAUGGGGACCAUGGCAAUGAGUGAAAUAAGAAU
Messenger RNA from Strongylocentrotus purpuratus (purple sea urchin), 1546 nucleotides. Its product is annotated as arylsulfatase J-like. The transcript has 7 exons. The record is from RefSeq and is a predicted model, not a curated record. The coding region runs from base 31 to 1533 and encodes 500 amino acids. NCBI's taxonomy places the organism in Eukaryota, Metazoa, Echinodermata, Echinoidea, Camarodonta, Strongylocentrotidae.